Messenger RNA from Engraulis encrasicolus (European anchovy), 1426 nucleotides. RefSeq lists its product as uncharacterized. NCBI's taxonomy places the organism in Eukaryota, Metazoa, Chordata, Actinopteri, Clupeiformes, Engraulidae. Gene Ontology annotation, molecular function: glycosyltransferase activity. Gene Ontology annotation, cellular component: cytoplasm. The record is from RefSeq and is a predicted model, not a curated record. The transcript is spliced from 2 exons. Bases 108 to 1421 code for a protein of 437 amino acids.
CCCUGGUCUGCUGUGCGUGCCGUGAGAGGACCCAUUUCAUUUUGUGAAAUUUACAUUAAAAGACUGGAAUACGGUGACUUGAAGUGGAAACCACAACUGGACACACGAUGAGGAGGAAAUUCCUAUUGCUGGUCUGCAUUUGCACUUUUGUCUUGCUUGUGUGGUGGAAGGUGAGACCCCUGGCACUGGCAGAUGAACAAAGAUCACCAGUGCGGCAUGGAAAAGCACAUGCCGCAGACACCAUCCAACGCCUCAACAACUCCAGGCACCUUGUGGUGUCUGCAUUUAAGGACCACCGCAGAGGUGGGGCCAUACGGGUGAUAAGCAUCCUCAGGAGGGCAGAGCUCCGGAAGAUGUACUGCCUGCUCUGUCUUCAAAAUACAACUAGCCCCAAGCCGGGUGAGGGGGACUUUAGCCAGUGUGCAUCUUCACAGGCAGCAGUUGAAAUUCACAGGGAUCACUUUAACUUCCCUUAUGGAACAGCGGACAUAUUGUGUACCAGUCCAUCAUCCAUCAAAGCUACACACGUAGCCAUAUCGAUGCACCCAACCCCUGUCCAGAGUUUAAAGUAUUUACCCAUCCAAAACCAGGAGACAAAGGUAUCGUUUAAGUACAGGUUUACUGUGUGUGUAUCCAACCUCUUUGGGGAUUUCAACAAUGCCCUCCAGUUUGUGCAGACCAUGGAGGUCUACAAGCUGAUAGGUAUUCAGCGAGUGGUCAUCUACAACACCAGCUGUGGACCAGACGUGGAGAAAGUACUCAAGCAUUACAGUCAAGAGGGCAUGCUGGAGGUCGUACCUUGGCCAAUAGACAAGUUCCUAACACCUAGUAAGGGCCAUCAUAGAGGUAGAACAGAUGGAGACGUGCAUUAUUAUGGCCAGACAGCUACUCUAAAUGAAUGCAUAUACAGAUACAUGUAUCAGUCACAAUACCUCCUGCUGAAUGAUAUUGAUGAGAUUAUUAUGCCAUACGAACACGCCAGCCUAGGGCACUUAAUGGACACCCUACAGAAACAGUAUGCUACAGCCGGUGUGUUCAGAAUUGAGAACCCAAUUUUCCCCAAAACCCAGUUCGACAGCAGUGGUCACUUUAACCGGCCUGAGUGGAAGAAUGUGCCUGGUCUAAAUAUCUUUGAGCACAUUUAUCGUGAGCCCGGCCGGAAGGGAGUAUACAAGCCCAAGAAACUGAUUAUCAAUCCCCGCUUUGUUGAGCAGACGUCCAUACAUCAAGUUCUGAAGCAUUCCGGACCCUCCAUUAAUGUGGGGUUUGAUGUCUGCCGCAUAAUCCAUGUCAGGAUCCCACUACAAGCGAACCUUUACAAGGACCAAUUGUAUGAGGACAAGAAGCUUUGGGAGUUUGAGAAGAAGCUGAUUCCAAACAUCAAUCGCGCACUUCACCAGUCAGGCCUGUUAUUAUUGUAAUCUAA